AGUAAACACGUCUACGCCCGAACGAAAGCUAUUACGAAACUUAAACCGUACCGUACGCGUUUAAUUCAUAACGUGCACUGAAUUUUUAUUUUGAAUUUAGAAAGAUUAUAAAUAUAAAUUCGUAUGCUCUGACUGUGCGGAAGUGUUUUUUUGUUGUUCACUUUUUUAUAAAGUUUUUUUUCAUAAAGUGAUCAGACAAAAUAGGUGAUAUAAGAAACAUAUACAAUAAUUAUGGAAAGUGGUCGAAGAAGCCGAUUUGUAGUGGUGAAAAUAUAAACUGGACGUUAUGCUACUACCAUAUAAAGCGGAUUGUAGCCAUCCAAAUGCCGUUUUAUGAUGAUAUGGGGGAGGACCCCAGUUUAAACUUCACCUUCAAUGUUAACCUAACAUCGGCGCUGAUCGAGGCGUCACGAGGGGUGCAAAACCCUAAUGUGCUGUUACAAAAAUUCUCACAAAACAGGAAGGUUGAUGACCCCACUAGAGCUUUACUCCUCACCUUUUAUGGAAUCCUGGUAGUUAUCGGCGCAGUUGGAAAUGCACUCGUAGUUAUAUCCGUAGUCAGGAAGCCAGCAAUGAGAACUGCAAGGAACAUGUUUAUCGUCAACCUUGCUGUUUCUGAUGCCCUGGUCUGCUGCGUUGGCACGCCACUCACAUUGAUGGAGCUUUUGACCAAACAUUGGCCAUUGCCAGAUUGGCCAAGCCUCUGCAAAGCCUGCGGCGCGAUCCAAGCUAUAUCGAUAUUCGUGUCAACUAUUUCCAUCACAGCAAUUGCCUUGGAUCGAUACCAGUUGAUCGUGUACCCAACGCGCCCUGGAUUGCAAACAAUGGGUGCUCUCAUCACAAUGUUCUUCAUAUGGGUCACAGCAUUCGCCCUUGCGUCACCCCUCUACACAUUUAGAACUCUAAAAACCCAUAGAGUCGGCAUAUUAGGGUUCGAAUUUAUACAUUUCUGUAUUGAAGACUGGCCUUACGAGAAAGGUCGAGCCAGCUACUCAGUUUUUAGCUUAAUAUUCCAAUACCUUGUACCAGUCUUAGUGGUCGUGAUUGCGCAUGUCCAAAUCCACAGGAGACUUCGUGGAAGGAGAAGGACAACCAGAAAAACUCCUGCAAUCCUAAUAGCUAUAGCUGUUACGUAUGUUAUAAGUUGGUUGCCAUUGAACGUGUUUAACAUGGUUGCCGAUUUUAGUUCACAACCUAUUCUUGAAGAGCAACCGCUGACAAUAACGUAUGCGGUUUGUCACAUGUUCGGCAUGUCAAGCGCUGUAUCCAAUCCUUUACUCUAUGGAUGGCUGAAUGACAAUUUUAGGAAGGAGUUCGAGGAGAUCCUUUGCUGCUGCAGGAAAAAAAGGCCAACGAAGAACAACAUAAGGGCUAAUAAUAGGAAAAUGGACACGGAACUAACCGCUCUAGCCCAGUUGGAGCACACAGUGACUACGAACACAAAAACCUCACAAUGUUCGCAAAUUUUCUGACUAAAGUCUUGUUUCAAAUAGCAUGAAACCAUUGAAAUGCAAAGCAUCUGAACUUUUUAUUUUAUAGCCCGAACAUUUGAGUACCAUUAGAUUAGUUUUUGUACAGUGUAAUGGUGUAAAAAGUUCCUCAGUUAUUUCGUUGUUUGUUAAUAACCUGUUUAAUAUUUAAGAUGUAAAUAUAGAUCUUCUUUAAAUAUAAGUCUAGGAAUAAGGUCUGGACAAGAAAAUAACGGCGAUUUACGUUUUAUUGAGCCCAGAACGUACAUCGCCAGUUAUACUAUGAGAAUGUGA
Pararge aegeria (speckled wood butterfly) is the source of this 1763-nucleotide messenger RNA. It is a transcript of the gene NPFR, whose product is annotated as neuropeptide F receptor. Gene Ontology annotation, cellular component: membrane. Bases 324 to 1472 code for a protein of 382 amino acids. Gene Ontology annotation, molecular function: neuropeptide Y receptor activity. The transcript is spliced from 4 exons. NCBI's taxonomy places the organism in Eukaryota, Metazoa, Arthropoda, Insecta, Lepidoptera, Nymphalidae. The record is from RefSeq and is a predicted model, not a curated record. Gene Ontology annotation, biological process: G protein-coupled receptor signaling pathway.